ACUUCUCCGUGUCCGAGUUGCCUAGUCGCGGCUACGGCGUCAUGGAGGAGAUCCGGCGGCAAGGCAAACUGUGCGACGUGACGCUGAAGUUGAAGCUGAGGAUGCUUAGCUGCUUGCAGAAUGGCAGGCCAGAGGAGACCGUGUUGGCUCCUGUGUUCCAGUGGACCUGACCGGCUGUGUUCAGGGCCGUGAAGAUUGGGGACCACAAAUUCAGUGCCCACCGGAUCGUCUUAGCAGCUUCAAUCCCGUACUUCCACGCUAUGUUUACAAAUGACAUGAUGGAGUGCAAGCAGGAUGAGAUUGUAAUGCAAGGAAUGGACCCCAGCGCCCUGGAGGCUCUGAUCAACUUUGCCUACAACGGCCACCUUGCCAUUGACCAGCAGAACGUGCAGUCGUUGCUGAUGGGGGCGAGCUUCCUGCAGCUGCAGAGCAUCAAGGACGCCUGCUGCACAUUCCUUCGAGAACGUCUCCACCCCAAAAAUUGCCUGGGUGUCCGCCAGUUUGCUGAGACCAUGAUGUGCGCUGUGCUGUACGACGCAGCCAACAGCUUCAUCCACCAGCACUUUGUGGAGGUGUCCAUGUCGGAAGAAUUCCUGGCCCUGCCCUUGGAAGAUGUGCUUGAGCUGGUGUCUCGGGAUGAGCUGAAUGUAAAGUCAGAGGAGCAGGUCUUUGAAGCUGCGUUGGCCUGGGUCAGAUAUGACCGGGAGCAGAGGGGGCCCUGCCUGCCCGAGCUGUUGUCCAAUAUCCGCCUGCCCCUCUGCCGGCCCCAGUUCCUGUCAGACCGCGUGCAGCAGGAUGACCUGGUGCGUUCCUGCCACAAAUGCAGGGACCUGGUAGACGAAGCAAAGGACUAUCACCUCAUGCCGGAGCGCCGGCCCCACCUGCCGGCUUUCAGAACUCGGCCUCGCUGCUGCACGUCCAUCACGGGCCUUAUCUAUGCCGUGGGGGGCCUCAACUCAGCAGCAAAUUUUUAUGCAGGUGAUUCCCUGAAUGUGGUGGAAGUGUUCGACCCCAUCGCCAAUCGCUGGGAGAAGUGCCAUCCCAUGACAACAGCCCGCAGCCGCGUCGGUGUGGCUGUGGUGAACGGGCUUCUCUAUGCCAUUGGGGGGUAUGACGGCCAGCUACGGCUGAGCACUGUGGAGGUCUACAACCCAGAGACGGACACGUGGACCAGAGUGCGGAGCAUGAAUAGCAAGAGAAGCGCCAUGGGGACGGUCGUGCUGGAUGGACAGAUCUACGUCUGUGGGGGCUAUGAUGGCAACUCUUCUCUCAGCUCUGUGGAGACCUACUCACCCGAGACAGACAAGUGGACAGUGGUGACCCCGAUGAGCUCAAGUCGCAGUGCUGCUGGGGUGACGGUGUUUGAGGGCAGGAUAUAUGUGUCAGGUGGCCACGACGGUCUGCAGAUCUUCAGCAGCGUGGAGCACUACAACCACCACACGGCCACCUGGCACCCAGCCGCCGGCAUGCUCAACAAGCGCUGUCGGCACGGAGCCGCCUCCCUGGGAAGCAAGAUGUUCGUCUGUGGGGGCUAUGACGGCUCUGGCUUCCUCAGCAUCGCGGAGAUGUACAGCUCCGUGGCCGACCAGUGGUGCCUGAUCGUCCCCAUGCACACACGCCGGAGCCGGGUUUCCCUGGUGGCCAGCUGUGGGCGCCUCUACGCCGUGGGGGGCUAUGAUGGACAGUCAAACCUCAGCUCAGUGGAGAUGUAUGACCCAGAGACAGACCGCUGGACGUUUAUGGCCCCCAUGGCAUGUCACGAGGGAGGGGUUGGUGUGGGCUGCAUCCCUCUCCUCACCAUCUAAGGCAGAGCGGGGGAUGUGGCGGGGUAGGGAUCUGGUACAAAUAUAGGCACUCCCUUCCAGGGACAGGCCAUCUUGGGAGAGGUGGGAGACCAGAAGAUGGGGUGAAUGUGAGCUCGCUGGAGGUACAGCUUUUCCAGGUGCUUACAUCCUCCCUCACCGCGCUGCGCUCGGGACCUUCAAGCCUAGGUCACCAAGGUGUACCACGUGGGGCAGAGCCCCUCUGUGUUCCGCAGCUGGUGACACAGGACUGCUUUGCUGGUCCACACGUACACAGGCUCCAUCCAAGCCCAGCUCCCACCUGCCACUUGCAGAAGGUCUGCCAUCUGACGCUCCUCCUCGCCUGCUGCUCUCCAGCCAUGGUGUGGCCAAUAUGCAGUGGGGUGGCUGCAGUGACCCACCCAGCCUGUUGGCAGCUGGGGUGCGGCUGGGGGAGGAAGGACGCGCUCGGGGUGUCCUCGUUGCCUGUGGUGGUGCCAUCACAGCACCGUGCUGCUUGCACACGAGCACCUCCCUCUUCCAUCCGAGGGCACAGAGGACUUGGUCCUCAUUGCUGGGUAACCAGGGAGAACAGAAGCUCUUCCUGUGUCGAGUUUUGGUAUUUCAGCGAGGUCUUUUCAUCUUGUUGAGGAGUAACAGAAGAAGAAGAAGAAGAAGAAGGAAAAGAAGAAAGAUACUUGAAAGAAUCCGAAGGAAAUUGAAAUAAAGAA
Molecule: messenger RNA, 2512 nt
Organism: Callorhinus ursinus (northern fur seal)
Lineage: Eukaryota; Metazoa; Chordata; Mammalia; Carnivora; Otariidae
Gene: KLHL18
Product: kelch like family member 18
Molecular function (GO): protein binding
Source: RefSeq, a predicted model, not a curated record